Neogale vison (American mink) is the source of this 3634-nucleotide messenger RNA. Its product is annotated as paired amphipathic helix protein Sin3a-like. The coding region runs from base 264 to 3566 and encodes 1100 amino acids. Gene Ontology annotation, molecular function: transcription corepressor activity. Gene Ontology annotation, biological process: negative regulation of transcription by RNA polymerase II. The record is from RefSeq and is a predicted model, not a curated record. Lineage: Eukaryota; Metazoa; Chordata; Mammalia; Carnivora; Mustelidae. The transcript is spliced from 17 exons. Gene Ontology annotation, cellular component: chromatin.
GUUUCUCCAUCUUUCCCCCCCUCCCCUUCCCCCCUCGGAGUUUCCCUCCCUCCCUCCCUCCCUCCUUCCCAGUCUGGGCACCGGGGCCUGUGACCGUUUCGUUAGCGGAGAGGAGGCUGCCAGUCCGCUUCGGCGGGCCUGUGUCUGCGCCGUUCUCGGGGCCUCCCUGCUGAGCCCAAGGCUCACGCCGAGAGGGACACGCAGAGAGGAGCGGCCAGAGCAGCUUUGCGGUUUUGUGGUGCAUCCCUGAGCAUGAGCGCAGAAUGAAGCGACGUUUGGAUGACCAGGAGUCACCGGUGUAUGCGGCCCAGCAGCGUCGGAUCCCUGGUAGCACAGAGGCUUUUCCUCACCAGCACCGGGUGCUUGCCCCUGCCCCUCCUGUGUAUGAAGCAGUGUCCGAGACCAUGCAGUCAGCCACGGGAAUUCAGUACUCUGUGACACCAAGCUAUCAGGUGUCAGCAGUACCGCAGAGCUCUGGCAGUCACGGGCCCACCAUCGCGGCGGUUCAUAGCAGUCAUCAUCACCCAGCUGCUGUGCAGCCCCAUGGAGGCCAGGUGGUUCAGAGUCAUGCUCAUCCCGCCCCACCAGUUGCACCAGUACAGGGACAACAGCAAUUUCAGAGGCUUAAGGUGGAGGACGCGCUGUCCUAUCUCGACCAGGUGAAGCUGCAGUUUGGUAGUCAGCCUCAGGUCUACAAUGAUUUCCUUGACAUCAUGAAGGAAUUUAAAUCUCAGAGCAUUGACACCCCAGGAGUGAUUAGUCGUGUGUCCCAGCUGUUCAAAGGCCACCCUGACCUGAUUAUGGGCUUCAAUACCUUCUUGCCCCCUGGCUACAAGAUUGAGGUGCAAACCAAUGACAUGGUGAACGUGACAACUCCUGGCCAGGUUCAUCAGAUCCCCACCCAUGGCAUCCAGCCCCAGCCUCAGCCACCACCCCAACAUCCUUCCCAGCCUUCAGCCCAGUCAGCCCCAGCUCCUGCCCAGCCAGCUCCUCAGCCCCCACCUGCCAAAGUCAGCAAGCCUUCCCAACUACAAGCACAUACUCCAGCCAGUCAGCAGACUCCCCCUCUCCCACCAUAUGCGUCCCCGCGCUCUCCACCUGUCCAGCCUCAUACUCCAGUGACAAUCUCAUUGGGAACGGCCCCAUCCUUGCAGAACAAUCAGCCUGUGGAGUUUAAUCAUGCCAUCAACUAUGUUAAUAAAAUCAAGAACAGGUUCCAGGGCCAACCAGACAUCUACAAAGCGUUCCUGGAGAUUUUGCACACAUACCAGAAAGAGCAACGAAAUGCCAAGGAAGCUGGAGGAAACUACACUCCAGCAUUGACUGAGCAGGAAGUAUAUGCCCAGGUGGCUCGUCUUUUUAAAAAUCAGGAAGAUCUGUUGUCAGAGUUUGGACAGUUCCUACCAGAUGCCAACAGCUCUGUGCUUUUAAGCAAAACAACAGCUGAGAAGGUUGAUUCCGUGAGAAAUGACCAUGGAGGUACUGUGAAGAAGCCCCAGCUGAACAACAAGCCACAGAGGCCCAACCAGAACGGCUGCCAGAUCCGUAGGCACUCGGGAACGGGAACUACCCCUCCGGUAAAGAAGAAACCCAAACUGCUCAGCCUAAAGGAUUCUUCCAUGGCAGAUGCCAGCAAGCAUGGUGUAGGAACUGAAUCAUUAUUUUUUGAUAAGGUCCGAAAGGCUCUGCGGAGUGCAGAGGCCUAUGAGAAUUUCCUGCGCUGUCUUGUUAUCUUUAACCAGGAGGUGAUCUCUCGGGCUGAACUUGUGCAGCUAGUCUCUCCUUUCCUGGGGAAAUUCCCUGAAUUGUUUAAUUGGUUUAAAAACUUUCUGGGCUAUAAGGAGUCUGUACAUCUGGAAACCUUUCCAAAGGAACGAGCCACAGAGGGCAUUGCCAUGGAGAUAGAUUAUGCCUCUUGUAAACGGCUGGGCUCCAGCUACCGAGCCCUGCCGAAGAGUUACCAGCAGCCCAAGUGUACAGGACGGACCCCUCUCUGUAAAGAGGUUCUAAAUGAUACUUGGGUUUCCUUCCCUUCCUGGUCUGAGGACUCCACCUUCGUUAGUUCCAAGAAAACCCAGUAUGAAGAACACAUCUAUCGUUGUGAAGAUGAACGCUUUGAGCUUGAUGUAGUUUUAGAGACCAAUCUGGCAACGAUCCGGGUUCUGGAAGCAAUACAGAAGAAGCUUUCUCGCUUGUCUGCUGAGGAACAAGCCAAAUUUCGCUUGGACAACACCCUCGGGGGCACAUCGGAAGUUAUUCAUCGAAAAGCACUCCAGAGGAUAUAUGCUGAUAAAGCAGCUGACAUCAUUGAUGGUCUGAGGAAGAACCCUUCCAUUGCUGUCCCAAUUGUUCUUAAAAGGUUGAAGAUGAAAGAGGAAGAAUGGCGAGAAGCCCAGAGAGGCUUUAACAAGGUCUGGAGAGAGCAAAAUGAGAAAUACUACCUGAAGUCACUGGACCACCAGGGCAUCAACUUUAAACAGAAUGACACCAAGGUCCUGAGGUCCAAGAGCUUGCUUAACGAGAUUGAGAGCAUCUAUGAUGAGAGGCAAGAGCAGGCUACAGAAGACAAUGCCGGUAUACCCGUUGGCCCACACCUCUCCCUUGCCUACGAAGACAAACAGAUCCUGGAAGAUGCCGCUGCUUUGAUUAUCCACCACGUGAAGAGGCAGACAGGCAUUCAGAAGGAGGACAAGUACAAAAUCAAGCAAAUCAUGCAUCAUUUCAUUCCAGAUCUGCUCUUUGCUCAGAGAGGUGAUCUUUCGGAUGUGGAGGAAGAGGAAGAAGAAGAGAUGGAUGUAGAUGAAGCCACAGGGGCAGCUAAGAAGCACAAUGGUGUCGGGGGCAGUCCCCCUAAGUCCAAGCUACUGUUUAGUAACACAGCAGCUCAGAAGCUAAGGGGGAUGGAUGAAGUGUACAACCUCUUCUAUGUUAAUAACAACUGGUAUAUCUUCAUGCGGCUACACCAGAUCCUCUGCUCGCGCCUGCUGCGGAUUUGCUCGCAGGCCGAACGGCAGAUUGAAGAAGAAAACCGAGAGAGAGAGUGGGAACGGGAAGUGCUGGGCAUAAAACGAGACAAGAGCGACAGCCCUGCCAUCCAGCUACGUCUCAAAGAACCUAUGGAUGUUGACGUGGAAGAUUAUUACCCAGCUUUUCUGGACAUGGUGCGGAGCCUGCUCGAUGGCAACAUAGACUCGUCGCAAUACGAAGAUUCGCUGAGAGAGAUGUUCACCAUUCAUGCCUACAUUGCCUUCACAAUGGACAAACUAAUCCAGAGCAUUGUCAGACAGCUACAGCACAUCGUGAGUGAUGAAAUCUGUGUGCAGGUGACUGACCUUUACCUGGCAGAAAACAAUAAUGGGGCCACCGGAGGCCAACUGAACACGCAGACAUCCAGAAGUCUUUUGGAGUCAACAUACCAGCGGAAGGCUGAGCAACUCAUGUCAGAUGAGAAUUGCUUUAAGGUGAGAGUUACUCAUGUACCCCAGGACCAUGCUGGUGACUGUAUAAGUUGUUGGAGCCAUCUCCAUCAGAAAUCAAAGCCGUUUCAGGAUGCUUUGAUGCAGUGAUGCCACUCCUGGAACUUCUUAGAGUUCCUCUGAGCCUACUGGAGGGAAUGAAAAACAUGGAAAACUGG